This is a messenger RNA of Dendronephthya gigantea, 1716 nucleotides long. Its product is annotated as serine/threonine-protein kinase STK11-like. Gene Ontology annotation, cellular component: cytoplasm. Gene Ontology annotation, biological process: regulation of cell growth; establishment of cell polarity; protein phosphorylation. The transcript has 11 exons. The record is from RefSeq and is a predicted model, not a curated record. Bases 252 to 1508 code for a protein of 418 amino acids. Gene Ontology annotation, molecular function: ATP binding; protein kinase activator activity; protein serine/threonine kinase activity. NCBI's taxonomy places the organism in Eukaryota, Metazoa, Cnidaria, Anthozoa, Malacalcyonacea, Nephtheidae.
UUCAAAACAUUUGCUUGUCCCAGUGAGGCUGUGAUGUAUAUUUUUACAAGUGAUAUCAUUAAUAAAUUAAGGUGAGGCUGCCCUCAAGAUAGCAGAACGUUAAAGUGAGUCUUCUAAGUAACCAAGUGGAAACACAGAAUGAUUUGAUUUGGGGCGAUAUGGCUUCCGAGGUUUUAUACACAAAACCAAACCAAAUAUUACCUUCUAUUUUUAAAUAAAACGUCUUGUUGAACACAUGCAUUGCUCUGGAAAUGGUGGAGAGUAUGGUCGGGAAAGAAAGCACAAACUUUUAUUUGGGCGAUUUGUGCGAGACUGAUUCUGUGGAUGGCGCAGUCCGUACUCAUUCUUGGCUUGGCGAGGACGAGCCAUCAGUGUUCAUCAAGAGAGUAGACUCUGAUUUAAUUAUUUAUCAACCAAAGAAAAGAAAAGCUAAGACAAUUGGAAAAUAUUUAAUGGGUGACAUGCUAGGCGAAGGGUCAUAUGGCAAAGUAAAAGAACUAUUAGACAUGGAAACGUUAAAAAGACGUGCGGUGAAAAUUAUGAAAAAACGAAGAUUAAGACGGAUACCAAACGGCGAGGAAAAUGUGCAGAGGGAGUUUAGGUUACUAAAGAGAUUAAAACAUAGAAAUGUCAUAGAACUAAUUGAUGUAAUUUACAAUGAAGAAAAAGAGAAAUUAUAUAUGAUUCUUGAAUAUUGUGUUGGAGAAUUACAAGAAAUGCUCGAGAGUAUUGACAGCCACAAGUUUCCAAUUUGGCAAGCCCAUGGGUACUUUGUUCAGCUGCUGGAUGGCUUGGAAUACCUCCAUGGACAAGGAGUAAUUCAUAAAGAUAUUAAACCUAGCAAUUUACUGCUUGCAACUGAUGGUACUUUAAAAAUCAGUGACUUUGGUGUUGCUGAGAGGUUAGAUAUGUUUGCCCCUGAUGACACUUGCUGGACGAGCCAGGGUUCACCGGCAUUUCAACCUCCCGAAGUUGCAAAUGGUCUAGAAUCAUUCUCUGGUUUUAAAUUGGAUAUAUGGGCAGCGGGUAUUACACUAUAUAAUAUAACAACUGGUCUGUACCCAUUUGAAGCAGAUAAUAUCUACAAACUUUUUGAAUGUAUUGGGAAAGGAGAGUUUACAAUACCAACAGAUGUAGACUCUAGUUUAGAAAGCCUCUUGCGAGGUAUGUUAGAACGAGACGCGUCAGAAAGACUAUCCUUACAAGACAUCAGACAGCACCAUUGGGUAAGAAAGAAACACCCGGCUACUGGUGAUUACGUACCAAUGCCACCAUUGCAAGAUGGUGAUCCAUUUCGUAGCAUGAGUGUCGUUCCAUAUCUUGAAGAUUUGCAUAGUCCAGACAGUGGUUCAACCUCGCUCGUUGAUGAAGCCGAGACUCCUUUAGCAGACGUUGAGGAACCACAAGACAGUCCGGAGUUGAUGCAAGUCUCAAAGAAAAAGAAAUCAAAAAAGAAAGGAAGUUUUGCUUCAUUGUUACCUCAUUCGUGUAUCCAUGGUAACAGGUGAACGAGUAAACUGUUGUCAUGAAAUAAUGCAAGAAUAUAAUAAUUGUAUACAGCUUUUGCCAUUGGCAUUGCUAUAUAAAAAAACUAUAGCAUCUUUGAAAGGUUAGAAUUUUGACUCAUAUUUGUACAUAAUGUUUAAUAAUUUAUUUGUAUUAUUUCUGUUUGGAUAAUCUAGUUCCAUUCAGUCGUAAAUCUUGUGUCCAGGGAAU